Molecule: messenger RNA, 1800 nt
Organism: Megalobrama amblycephala (Wuchang bream)
Lineage: Eukaryota; Metazoa; Chordata; Actinopteri; Cypriniformes; Xenocyprididae
Gene: ccdc126
Product: coiled-coil domain containing 126
Exons: 4
Coding region: 705-1211 (168 amino acids)
Source: RefSeq, a predicted model, not a curated record
GCGUAAAGUGACGUCGUACGCAAUAGGUUGUGUUGUCACCGCAGGGAAAUACAGAACAUUUUUCUAUGUUUGUUCCUAGUUUCGCCACAUCAUGCGGCUCCGAAUGAUGAGCUGACAUUUAUUUUAAGGUGGUUUAGCAAUAAAAUAGUUCGCUUCUUACUUUAUACAGAGACGCCUGCUUUGAAGUUCUGCUGCAGUUUGAAUUAUGUUUUAAUAUUACAGAUUUUUUAAGACUGCCAUGCAAACGUGCUAGGAAGAUGUCAACAAUUUGGAGUCAACGAAUCUGUCACCUUGACUGAAGUAUUGCUAAGUCUGCAGACCGUGAAAGCCGAGUGAAAAUGAUAAAGAGCACGUGUCGAUGUUUGAUAGUCCAGCCAGAAUGCUAAACGAUAUUCCCGGCACCUGAACCCCAUUGAUAAAUAUAAACCAAUCCACCUGCUGCCCACACACACACACACACACACACACACACACACACAAUCCAUCCAUCUUCCACCCUGUUAAUUUCCUAGGCAGAAAAAAUGACCAAACAAUUGCAUGAGAUCAGUGACCUUAUUACCCAGUCUUCUCCCCAUUCCUAACUUUUACCUCCACUUCACUUUUUCACGACUGAAUUAUUCCCAGCCCUGAACUUGACAGCCUCUUUUAAACCUGUCCCCACCCCAUCCCCAUAACCCAGGUCACAUCAGACCUGCAGCAUUGCCAUGCUGGGCUGUGUUCUGCGUAGGAGCAUGUCUCACAAACUGAGUGUGUUUCUGGUGCUCUUCGGCCUGGCCUGGUGUCUGCUGCUGCUUCACUACACUGUCACACAACCACGCCGGGAGAGCAGCGCAGAGCUGCGUCAACAGAUCCUUGAGCUCAGCCAUCGCUAUGUCAAAGUCCUUAGCGAGGAGAACCAGAACCCUUCAAGGCCCCAUGGCACUUCCAUGGCUGGAUAUGCUGACUUGAAGAGGACAAUUGCUGUGCUGUUAGAUGAUAUUCUCAACCGUUUGGUGAAGCUGGAGGGGAAAGUGGAGGCUGCUGUGAACGCUUCCGUGCACAACAUCUCCCAUCCUGCUGGUGGUGCCGGCACUCUCCUUGCUGCCAAAGUUACUGUUUCCAGGCCCACCAAACAAAAUAUGCCUGGCCACCGGCCAGACAGGCGUAGUAACCCUCUGCACUUCCUGCCACAGUCACCUGACAGGCCACAUAAGCCAAAAUCUUUAAAAUAACAAACUGUGGCCAUGGACAUCUGUGUCACUACAGAAAAGACUGUUCAGAGAUUUUAUAUAUAUAUAUAUAAUAUAUAUAUAUAUAUUAGACUAAAGCAGCUUUUAGACAUUUUUUUUUAGUUGUGCAAAUGAGCUUCAGCUUGAUUGUUUUGUCUUUUAUUCAUGGUUCAGAAAUAUAUUUUAUAACUUAUGUGCAAUAUAGAAUAUAAGAACUGAUUGAAUGAUAGGAUGAAGUUUUUAACAGAAGACUGAUUUUUGAUAUAUGAGUGUUUCAUAAUGUAUUUGCAAAAGACUCCAUGUACAGCAUCAUCUCCACAGCUAGCUACUGGUGUGUAGUGCACUUAAAUGGAUACCUGAGCAAAGGCGCCUUUUAAUUGUUAGGAUUACAUGCGUUUCUACGCAUUAAUUAUUAACUGUGGAGAAAAUGAGCUGAUCCAAAGAAUAUUCUCUGUGAAUAGUUGAUUGAUGUUCUAUUGCAGGCUGAUUCGGUUGGGAUUUACCUCAGUUGAUGCAGCAUUCAGCUUUCAGAAUGAACUGUAUCCCAGAUACCACAACUCAAUCCAUGCAAUAAAAGAUGUACCAGACUUCA